This is a messenger RNA of Scylla paramamosain (green mud crab), 10084 nucleotides long. RefSeq names its product cytoplasmic dynein 2 intermediate chain 1-like. Gene Ontology annotation, biological process: intraciliary transport. The record is from RefSeq and is a predicted model, not a curated record. Gene Ontology annotation, molecular function: dynein light chain binding; dynein heavy chain binding. Lineage: Eukaryota; Metazoa; Arthropoda; Malacostraca; Decapoda; Portunidae. The transcript is spliced from 18 exons. The coding region runs from base 158 to 3592 and encodes 1144 amino acids. Gene Ontology annotation, cellular component: cytoplasmic dynein complex.
GGUAAAUGCAUGACACCUCUCACAUGACGGAAGGCGGUGCUCAACUGUCUAGCGCGGGGCGUUGUGGGAGAUGCCAGGGUUUGUUUUGGUUACGACGAGGGAAGGCAAGCAGGGGAUGUCAGGUGACAGUUAAAACAGUGAUUUUGGCCGUGAUACAAUGAGAGAAAGAGAAAAAAACUUAAGGACGACUGGAGGAUCAGAGAAGUCAAGACCAAAACCCACUACUAGCAAAACUUCAUCCUCCAAGACAUCAGAAUCUUCUUCAUCUAAUGUAAGGUCUUCAUCAAAAGCAUCAUCAUCCAAAACUCCAUCCAAAACUACAUCAUCAAGCAGAACAGCCAAAGAUGCCACAUCUAGUCGAACCAGUAAAACCACUAAAUCAUCAUCAUCAUCAUCAUCAUCAUCCAGUAGACCUGCCAAAGCUGCCUCAGUGUCCAGUUCAUCCUCCAGAACACACAGCACUCCAUCUCGUCCACCAGACAAGACUUCCUCAUCAGGUUCAAGGCCACAAAAGCCAGCAGCUGCCUCUACCAGGCCUAAUAAAGAUGCCAGGAGUGAACGGUCCAGUACCAAGGUGGAGAAAACAAGUAGAUCACAUGAGUCAGGCAGUAAAGACAGAGCAGAAAGAAGAACCUCUAAAGACUCAAAGGCACCAUCCACCUCUUCUCGAGGAGAAAAACCAUCCCAAAGUACUGGAAGGGAAAAGACAAAGGAAGGCAGGAAAGAGACAAGGGAUGAAAAGUCCUCCAGUAAUCAAAACCGAGGAAGGGAGAAAGCAGCACCACCAAGCAAUCAGAAGGAACCCAGUAGAAGCAGGAGCAGCAGGAAUGUGGAUGCUCGGGAUAAGGUUCCCAAAGAGAAGUCUCAGACCAGACAGACCUCCAGAACUGAAGCCAAGUCUGAAAGAAAGUCUAAAAAGGAUGAGAAACAAAGUAAGGAUGAAACUAAAGUCAGCCGUUCACAGACCCCUCAGAAAUCGCCUUCAGGAUAUUCUCAAACACGAAUACAAAAUAGCGACAAUGAAGCUCACGAUUCUGGUUCGGAGGGAAUGAGCUUGGGACCAGUGGUAAUCAGCGGACAAAUGUCCAAUAGUCAGGAGGCAGAAGUGGUGGAAUAUUCUCCAACUAGUAUUGAAACAAUGGAAUCAGGAAUCUCUUUGUCAUCUCCUCAAGAGCUAAGUGGAGAUGAAGUUGAAAUGGAAGAAUCCAUCUUGUCUAAAAUGGUGGAGAUAGAUGAGGAAGAGGAAGAAGAUAAGCAGAGAGGAGCAUCCAUGAUGGAUGUAGAGUCGCUGUCUUUGCAGGGCAUGAGUGGAGCACAGCCCCCAGAGUCACAUACUGGUUUGCCAGUUUCUGAUGCUGGAGAUGAUGAUGAUAACUAUGAGGACGAUUUUGAGGAUUAUGAAUCGGAUUUUGAAGAAGACAGUGGAUCAGGGGUGGAAGAUGAGGAUAGCUCAGGAAGUAGUGAAGAUGAAGAAUCAGGAAGUUCUCUUGAAGAAAGUGAUGUAGACUCUGCUGAUUCUGAAGUGGCUGCUGUUUUGCUUGCCAUACAAGAGGAAAAUAGAUUUGAAAAGAGGCUGGAACGUACCUUUAGUGUUGAUGUUCCAGAAGAGUCCAGGAACUCAAUAUCACCUGAAAAGAAAAUACAACCAGUGCCAAUACCAGAGGUUGAAGAUAUUAUAGAUAAACAGAAGCCACAAACACAAGUUGCCAGACCAAAAACUUCACGAACUUUUGUUAACUUUGAAAGAGCAAAGAAACAGCAGAAGAUGGCACAGGUAUCAUCUACUAUGACAUGUCGAGGACGGGCACUGCUGAGCAUGAUACAGCUUGAUAUAGUGAAUGUGGACCUUUUUACCUUGUCACCUGUUUCCUAUGAGACUUAUAUCUCAACAUUUGGACAGGCCAAUAGACAACAGGUACAUGUACAAACCAAUGAGGAUGCACUUUGUGAAGAAGUACAAACGGAUGAAAUUAUAACACGUGACAAAUGGACUCAGAAGCCUGUACACAUCAGUGUUGGGACAGACAACCAGCUACCGGGCCCACAGGAUUACAUGGGGGUUGGAGGAGAUAUGGAUCCAAGAGAGUAUUCAACAAUGCCAAGAAAAAAUGCCAACACUGGAUAUCUUACUUCAUUUUUAACUUCAGCAUCCCAGGUCAUGCUAGCAAUCCUGGAAGAGGAGCUGCUUUGGGAUCUGGCAGAAUCUAGCUCUGCUGAUUCAUCAAGCUCCAUGGAGGGGCUUGGUUUCUCUCAUCCACCAGCCCCUCUUGGUUCCAGUGUCAAGCCUCUCUUGCAGGGACGACCAAUACCUUUUGUGCAGUUUUGUGCUGCUGAGCCAACUCUGUUACUCUCUGGCCAUGGAUACCAGCCUUUGGAGGAGGAGGAUGCUAUGGAAUUAAGUGAAAGUGGAUUAGUCUGUCUUUGGUCAGUACAAGAACCUUCACGACCACAGCAACUCCUUUGUUGUCGAGCUUCACCUGUAGCUGCUACAUUCAGUCCAUCCAAGCCAUCAUUGGUUCUGGCAGGCUUAGAAGAUGGUUCACUGGCUGCCUGGGACCUGCGGGAACACUUCAAAUUCCAUUGUCUCAAAAUUGAGAUUGAUGAUGUUAAUUGGAGGGUCAGAAUUCCAUCAUUUAUUACUGCUUGUGAUGUGGAUGAUGGUGGUGAAGGCAGUAGAAUUGUGGCUAUCCAGUCUGUAACUACACCUGAAGAUCUAGAGGCAGACACACAGGGUUCAUUUCAGGUGGUCACACUCAGUAAUGAUGGAAAAGUGACGUGGUGGGUGGUGGUUCGGGUGCCUUUCACUAAUGCUCUCAUGGAUAUAGGCAUUGGCAAGAAGUACAGCAGCAACAGCAUUGAGGAAAGUAAGGUUGGGGUGUCCCCACAUACAGGUGCUGCACCUUGGGCCAGAAUUGCCCUCAAUCGUGCUGCAACCAUAGAUGUAGCAACUACUUUGUAUGGAGAACACCACCUGACUGGGGGAGUCACGUGCCACAGCUUAAGAAUAGACCCCAGUGAUUCCAGUCAGCUUUAUGUUGCCUCAGUGAAUGGAGCAGUGGCUCAUUGCUCCCGUCAUAAUGGCAAGACUUACCCUAAGGCUUAUUUACCUGAUAUUGAGCCAGGAUGUGAAGCCACGUGUCUGGCUGUGUGUCCCCAUGACAAUCGUUACCUGCUAGUUGGAAGUGGGGAUGGAGUUGUGCGGCUUCACAGCAAUGAGAUUGAUCAUCCCUUGACCUCUUGGCAGUCUGCACAAGACUUUUCACCAAUUGUUGAUGUGCAGUGGUCUCCAGCAAGACCUUGCGUGUUUUAUGUCCUGGAUUCAAAUGGAAGAUUACAUGUUUGGGAUCUGAGUGCUGGGGAUAUAUUCCCAGUGUUAACAAUUGAAGCUGGAGGACUUGUGGAUGGUAGUCUUUCUUCCCUCCACAUUGCUUCCACACAGAGAGCAUCACACCAGCCCCUCAAUGCAGUGUUUGCCAGUAACACUGGUGAGUUGGUGUUGCGGCAAGUGAGCUCUGAGUUCUGUGCCUAUGAGCAUGUUGAAGACUACAAGACAGAGCUGGAAAGAUUCACUUACUAUGUUAACAUUAUAUAGAAGUAUACACACACAAUGUACAAAAAAUUCCUUAUUAUAAGAUUCUAGUCAGUCAAGCUUCAUAAUGCUGUGCUGUUGCUUGAAUUUUCAUGUAAGACAGUAAGUCAUUCCACUUAUUAGAUAAAUAUCAUCCCAAAAUAAAUUAUGGACAUCUAGAUGAAAAUAGUAUGGAUGGGGCUUAUUUCAUUAAAUCUAUUUACUUUUAUAAAUAAUCUAUAUUCUGUCUUACCUUUUUGUGGUUUGAAGUAUCCAUGGUCUUGUGUAGCAAGAGUUCACAUGUAAAUUGGUUUUGUUAAGAUGUACAUGCAAAGGAAGGCAGUAUCGGUGGCCUUCCACUCUUGUAGGACAGGAAGGUUACACCUACAUGACUGGUCUGUACUUGUACUGCACGUGAACAGCAGCUAUAGAAUGAAAAGAGACAAAACCAGAUCAUUUCCAUCCUUUUUAUUAAAAAUAAUAUAUAAAUGUUCUCUAAAAUAUACAGUUAUUUUUUUCUUAAAAAAUCUGUUUCAUGGAUUUAUAUUGUUAUUAGUUAUAAAGAAUGAAAAGAAAUCAAGAUUAAUUUAAAAAAAAAUUAUGCUUUUGAAUCAUUGAUAACUGAAUUCCUACAUCACAUUUUUUGAUUGGGUCCUCAUCAAAUCAUCAUAUUUAUUAAUGAGAAUUGCAAGCUAUCUAGACUUCCUGAGCCAAGGAAAGCAGUUUGAUUGUUAUCUUCUGCAGCACUUAAGUUUAUUUUUCCUCUUUUUUCAGCAUAUGUAGAUGUCACUUUAAACUAAUUCUGCAUUUUAUUUAUUUUUUUUUCAGCCACAAAUUGUGGAUAGAUUUUAUUUUAUUUAUAUGCAUCAAGCCACUUUCUGUACAUGUGGGAUGGUAUAAAAAAAAAAAAAAAAUACAGCAAGUGAAACCAAUCCACUAGAAAAACUACUGAAAAGAAGUAAGUGAUGUAUUUCAUGCAGAAUGAUACUCUUGAUCAUACAUGUGCUGAUGUUCUUCUUAGUCGUACUUUUUGUUCUAUUUUGCAAUGUUGUUUUUAAGUCUGUUCUUAUCAACUGAGGAACAUGGAUAUGUACUGAUAAGAGUUUUUGACAUGUCCAUUUGUCUGUCUUGUGUUUUCACAGUGAUAAGGCCAGAUUUUGGGGUUAAGACUCACCUUUCAGUGCAGAAUGGUUGAUAACAUCCAGUGAAAAAUAACGAGACUUAAAAGUACAUCUCUGUUAAAAGUUGAUAGCAAGAUAUUAUAACUUAAGAAACAGAGUAGGUCUGGUGAGCAGAUUAAAUCCCAGGCUAUGUUCAUUUUGCUCCAGAACUGCACAGAUUUUUGUAAUCAAUAUAAAGCACUUUUUUCACCAAGGCAUUUUAUGCAGCAUUACUACAUAUGUGUGCCUAUUAGUGAACUAAUCUUGCCAUUAUCAUUUUGCUUUGGCAGUACACUACAUUAUUCAGCAAUUAUAUAUCAUAAAGUUAAUAGUAAAUGGAUUUAAUGAGAUAUGUAAUUGAUAAAAGCCUGAACUUUUCAAUAAUACAGUUUUCUAUCUUGCACAUUCCUAUACACUUUAGUUGAUUCCUGACCAUAGCAUAGAAAAUUCCAAUCACUGUGUUCUGUGAAGACACUAGCAACACAACAAAUGAUCUGUGAUGUAAGGACCAGUAUGUAUUAAAUAUUUCUACUUGUUACUCUAGUCAGACAUGCAAUAGAUAAUUAAACAGUGAACUUACACUUAAGAAUAAUGAAUUGUUGACAGUGGAAGAUUUGUUAAAAGAAUUGUUUAUGAAUGGUGUUUUAACAUUGUGCUUUUAUGAUUGGGUCAUUACCUAGCUUUAUAUUUUCAUUGGAAAAAAUAUCUUGCUUGAUUUUAAUUGUAAAUACGUAAAAUACAUUAAUAAGCUGUUGACAUGUCCCCAAGAUUAGUUUUCUUAAUGUUUUGUCAUGAAACUGCAGGAAUAGAACAGCAGUACUCUGCUUCUCACUGCAUUUAUUUAUUUAUUUAUUUUAUUUUUGUCUGUCUGGCUGUCUAUCCAUUUAUCUCUGAUAUCUCAUAUCCUCUAAGAGAUGGCCAUGGCAGAUCAUCCACCCCUCCCUACCCAGACAUUCCCUUCUUGCUUAUUCAAGCCCUUCUUUCUCACAUGUACUCCUUUACCCUGUCUUUCCAUCUUUUGUGGCCUUCCUCUUCUAUUAGUAACUGCAACUUUCUAUUUAAGACUUUAUGAACUCUCCUCUACAUCCUCUCAGUAUGGCCAUACCAUCUUAGUGUAUUCCUUUUCAACCUUUCCACUACUCCCCAAUUUACACCAUCUGCACAGGUGCUCAUACAACACCCCUCAUAUACUUUCAUUACUCAUACCACAUGCCCCUCUCAGAUCAUUAAUUUCAGCACACUUGAUUGUUAUGGCUUAUUCCAUGUUCAGGUCUCUGAUCCAUAUAUCAAUGUAGGUAGGAGAAUACUAUUCUUGAAACUUCUUUAUGUCUGUAGAAACAUUUCUCCCAUUCAUGACUUUCAAAUGAAUUCUCUCUCUUAUCCCUCUAUCCAUCUCACCUUGUUUACAUAGAACUGUGUAAUCUCACUCACCUACUCCAUUCUCUUUCAUUCUCUCUCCUCUCAAAAUGCCUCAACUUCUACACUUGGCUCACUCAUACUGUAAAGUAUCCUCCAUUUCUCUAUGAUAAAAUAUGUUCAGCUUAUAUUUACUGGUAUAUUUUCAAGCAUAGAUGUUUGCUACUUUUGAAAAAUGUACUUUUUGAAAAAUAUAAUAAAAAUAAAUUGCAUUUUCAAAGCAGUAGAACAAACAAGAUUCAUAGCUUGAAUUGUUUUCAUAUUCUGUUAUGCUUCUCAAACAAAAGCUACUAACAUGUUGCAGUGGUUGUUCGUACUUGUAUUAUUUAAUUGAGAUUGAUAACAGAUAUUUAAUUAAGAGUGAUAAUGAAUAUCAUAUGAAAACUUGAUAGAGAACCAAAUGGUGUACCAUGUGACCAAAAAUGAUGCAAAGAUUAAUUGGUUUUAUAACAGUUGGUUCUAUAACAGAUAAGUUAGUACACAUGGAUGCAAGGGUUUUAGAUCAACUGUGUGUUUUGAGUUUUCCUGGAGAAUGCAUGGUAGAAUAGGUACCAUAAUACUAAACUUUUAGAGAUAGGUUAAAAGUUAGUGAGAAAUGGCAGUUUUAGAAUAAACAGGUUGGUUUGAUUGGAUUAAAAAGUUUUGGAGGUUACCACUUGAGAAUAUGAGUUUAGACUGAGAUAUAUGCUUCUCUGUUAAUCUAGAAGAAUGUUGUGGAGCUGAGGAAGGACUGAAGUAGGUUGGGUAAUCUGCCCAGGGGAUGUAUAAUACAAAAAUGUGUUAUAUUAAAGGUUAUGAGCAGGAGUCCCAUUAAUAUUAUAUGGUGGAGACAAUACUGAUCUAUUUGUACUCUGACAAUGUCACAUUUAUAGUAUAUAUUGAGGGACACACUGAUGCCAUACACUGUGUGUGUGUGUGUGUGUGUGUGUGUGUGUGUGUGUGUGUGUGUGUGUGUGAAACUAAAGUUUAAUGUAAACAAUGUUGAGUAAAGUUAUGAGAUCUUAAAACUGGGUCAUGUUAUAUUGUACUCUGAUGUAAAUGUGAUUAUACAUAUGAGGAAAGUAAAAUUCAAUAAGAUAGGAAAUAAGACAUGGGGGUCAGUAUCUUGUCAGUAUGAUAGAACAAUGCAAGAUACCACAAAGAUCACCUUAGAGAAGGAAACUAAUUGCUGAAAAGCAUUUUGGUUAUUGAUAGCAGAGGGAAGAAUUGUAAGAAAAUUUUUGUUAACUGAAAUUGUUAUGAAAUGUGGACAGUAGGUCAAGCAAGGCAACUAGUCAUAUGACAGUAGAGAUGGCAUUAUUUUGAGUCAGUGGAAAUAUUAGAAGAGUACAAGGGUACAAUGUAGUAACUUUGAUGUGUGUCACAUGGUAGAAAUGUAAGAUUUGCAUGAAAUCUGAGACUGGAGAAUAGGGUAUUCUGAGAAUGGGUACAGACAUAAUGUUAAUUUUUAAGAGUGAAGGAAAGGAUAGACAGUGUUAAGUGAGAUCUCCUUCUGUAAGGGAAUGUACUGAAAUGGGUAACAUAUUGGACGAAGCUAUAACAUGACAUGAAUGAAUGUUAUAGCUUCAGGAAGGUUCUGUUGUGGCCAAUCUUGUGAGUGAAGUGAUAUAUUAGUGGUAGGCAUUAUGAUGGAUAUUUUUAUACAACUCAUUUCAUGACAUUUAAGCAUGAAAAUUAAAAUCAUGAUUACUAAUUUUUGUAUCAUGAAGUAUCAUAAGAUGACACAUUUCAGAGAUCUUUUGUUUCUAGUCAGCAGUAAUUUAGUCAUCACUUUUAUAGUGUUACAGAAGUUGUAUGAUUGAUCAUUCUUAAUGCGUUUAAGUCUGAAUUUUAUAUUACAAAAUAUUAAUUGACGAACCAAAAUAUUCAUCUUAAGUAUUUAGUGGAGAUCUCUUUGUGUUUAUUCCCUGUUGUUUUUCUGUAAAAAUCAGUUGAAUAUUAAUAACAAGAAUCAAGACUAGUAUAAUGGCAAAGGACAGGUUUAGUAGGAUCAGUGGUAGUACUGGAGUUAAUAUAGAUACUGUAACAUUUGAAGUGCCACUAUAUAUUUAGGAAAGUUACAGGAUUUCAGCCUCACAGAUGUAUUUAAAAAGAAAAUUCCAUUUAAGCAUUUAUAAAUAGUCCUGUGAAAGUUGUUUUUGCAACUGAAAAUUUAUGUUGAAGAAUUCACUUUUCCUGACCUAAUAAAGAUCACUUACUUUGGUGGCACUGUGAGUUAAUUGUGAGAAUCUUCUCAUGAUCUACACUGUCUUACUGAUUUCCCUUGGCAGUCUGCAUCACCAGAGGGUUUUACAUAUGCAUAAAUAAAAUGCAUUAAUAUAGAUAAAUUAUAUAUGCAAAUGAAUGAGGGUGGUAUGUUUUUGAGAAUGACUGAAAGCGGUGUGCAUGUACACAAAGAAGCUGGGAUCAAACUUCAAUAAAGGAAAGGGAUAUCAUAUAUGCAAAUGUUUAUGAUUUGACAGUGAUAUUAGUGAAUCAAUAAUUUGUGUAAAAAGUUAUUGUGCUGAGACCAAACAGAAUGUUUAACUUGAAAAUUAUCUGGCAGGUUAGUAAGUUUGUAACAACAACAACAUUAGCACAGCCAAUGGUAUCUACUGCUCAGGGGGGAAAGAAAUUUUUAGUGCCAGGCCACUAACUUUUCUUUUCCAGAAGCUGUUGUGUGACAGAAUUUUAUUAACACAAAUAGUACCUCAGUGGUUGUGUGGUCUGCUGUAUUAGAUGUAUUUUCUCCAGCUACUGAAAUUUAAAUCAUGGAUGAUAAGUGCCAUAGGCUAUGUAAGCCCAUUAUUAGCUUGGAUAAAUGUUUUGUAUAUAGUAUAUUGUAUAGGUUUCCUGUUGUUCCUGCACUUCUCUCUGAAUGAAAUGAAAAUAGAAUAGGCAGUGUAUAGUGACUUUUAACCACAUAGUAUAAACAGAUGCAAACUGUGUGAUGGUUUCUGACUAAAGGUUCCAGUUUUCUUAGAUAUUCAAUGUUUUCUUGCAGAUUUGUUUUUUUUUUGAGUUCCUUGACAUGUUCAUAAGUACAUAACUAGUAUGAUUUACAGUUAUACUAUUAUUAUCUUAUGAUGAUGCACACAGUCUUAAGUUAGAAGUCUUUCAGCAUAGUAACUAUUCCUGAUUUUCUUAAUAUACUAUCAAAGCCUUUUUAUAAAUCAACAAAAAAAUUAAGUAUAAUUCUUCCCUCUUUGUGUAAUGGCUCUCCUGCAUCUCCCAUAGUCAAUAUUGUAUUAAUUGUUUUAUGUAGUCUUUAUCUCACAAGAUUGGAAUUUUUUAACAAAGUAUGUAUGUGGUCACACAUAAAUGUGAGCACACUUUUUAUUUCAUGAAGUGCUUGUGAAGUACAUCUAUUGGUGGUAAUUAAAGGUCAUUAGUGGCUUGAUACUGGAGUUAAUGGUCAGUUGGCUUUGAGAUUACUUCAUAUAUCUUUGUAGCAGAUUGUUAAGGCUCAGAAUGUGAAAAGGGAAAGUAAUCUUCCUCACAAGAGUUAGUGCAAAGUGUUUAACAGACCAGUAUGAUAAUUGUUAUGUAUUUAUGUAAUUGUUAUCAUGUAUAUGUAAGCAGACCACACUCACGGUGCAGUCUUCAUGAAACGAUGCCAUCCAAGUGUAAUAUUUCCGUCCUUAUGUGUACAAAAUAUUAAAUGUAAUUUCCAUACUCCACAUAAACAGUUUUUCUCUAUUCAUUUAAAGUAUAUUGCAAAGAAAAGUUAUUUUGCUCUAAUUUCCUCAUAGAAAAUGAGGUAUUCUGUGAUGGAAAUAACAGGUGAAUGAAGAAAAACUUGUACUGGAGUUGGCAAAUUACUAUAUGAAUAUGAUCUAUCUAGAAAAAAAAAAAAAAAAUUAAAUUGAACAUCAGUGGUAUUUGAAAGUUAAAAAAAAUCUAUAGCUAUACUUAUAAAACUAUGUUAAUUAUGUAAUAAAUAACUAUAUUUAAACAAUAA